GUCCUCGACGCUCUCUCCUAGCAACGGUGUAGGCGCGUGCCCGCUCUCGCGAGUGUACGCCUGUGCGGUGGGCCCUCCCCCUGCCCUAGCGGCGGCGUGCACGCGCCCUCCCUUUCCUACGCCAAGGAAACUUCCACCUACUAUCCCAAAGGUCAGAGAGGCUCGUGGCUUGGAGCCGGGGUCGGGGGGGGGGGGGGGUCGUCGAUUCGGCCGCGUACGCGUGGUGGUGCCCCCCCGGAGCGCGCUCCUCCUUCCUUCCUGCAAUCCGCUCUCUAGGUUCCCAUCCCCAUUCGUUACGUCCGAGGGAGCCGAGGCGAAUGUGAGGUGUACGCGUUUCUCCCCGGGCUGGGUGAGACUAACCGUUGGGAACCUCCCUCCCCGGAGUCGCCGUCUUAGUCCGCUACCUCCCCUCCCCGGCUCUACCCCUUAGACUAACUGGGAGCCGGGGAGGGGAGGACGAGAAGAAGAGGGAGGCGGAGGAAGAAGAGGAGGAGGAGAGAAGAGGAACCCACCCCUUUUGUCCUUUCUUCCCCUCUAAGCUUUCGAGCUGGAAAAGAACUUAGACCAAACUCCGGCCCCUAACCGGUCGGAGUGGAAACAACCCGAAAAAUCAGGGUUUUCCUUGAAAGAGCUGAUCUCCACCCUGCAGAUGAUGUGGAAAGAGGGGCAAAACUCCUGCAUCUCCCUGGGAGUGAUUCUUGGUGUGGUCCUGCUCACCGGCUUAAUGCGCGUGACGUUCCGGAGGCGUGUCUUCUCCACGGUCACCCGCACCUUCGUGGCGGAGCUGCUGGCCACCUUCCAGCUGUGCUGCUGCUCGCACGAGCUCCAGGUGCUGGUCGAGCUGGGUCCGUCCAACCCCAGCUGGCCCUUGACCAUUAUAUACUUUCUCUCACUGGUUCACGGCUUGACGCUGGUGGGCGCUGUCAGCAACCCAUGCGGGGUCCUGGAGCAGUUGGCGCUGGAACAGAUGCCCGUGGGUAUGAGCAUUCUCAAGAUACUUGCUCAGAUGCUCGGCGCAUGGUUUAGCCGGACUUUCAUGUUGUGGAUCUGGAAGAUGGGCAUUUCGAAGUGGCACUAUCCCGAGAGGGCUCUGAAGUGUACCAACCCCAUCCACAUCGCUCUACCCGAGGCAUUCCUCGUGGAGAUGUUCUGCUCCUUCAUCUUCCACAGUACCAUGAUGCAUUUCCAGGAGAUCAGGCUCAAGUUUCGCAUCCACUUGCAGGCAGCGCUCAUCACGUUUUUGGUCUUCGCAGGAGGAAGUCUAACAGGAGCUGUAUUUAAUCCAGUUUUGGCCCUUUCACUACAUUUCCAGUGCUUUCAGAAUUUAUUCUACAACUAUUUCAUUGUGUAUUGCCUGGGUCCUUCUUUAGGUAUAAUGUUGAUGGUUUUGAUGUUCAGCCAUUUCCUUCCUUGGCUGCAUAACAUGAAUAGAAAUAAUAAAAAUGCAUAAUGAUUUUCAAAGACUAAUACUGUUAAAUUGCAGUCCAGAUGGAUGUGAAGCCAUCACUGAGCUCAUUUACCUCAUGUUCUGAAUACCACUUGCACUUGUUUUCUCCAAAUGUCAAAUUUCUCUGGGGAUGCUGUCUUAUAGUUCCCAUCACUAAGACUUUUCAAAAAAUGAUGUGAAAUUGAGGUCUCCUGUGUAAAGACUUGUUUUUUUGAAUGAUGUUUAUUAAAAUGCUGCUGGAAAGGA
Messenger RNA from Monodelphis domestica (gray short-tailed opossum), 1693 nucleotides. RefSeq names its product aquaporin 11 (gene AQP11). Gene Ontology annotation, molecular function: channel activity. Gene Ontology annotation, biological process: transmembrane transport. The record is from RefSeq and is a predicted model, not a curated record. Gene Ontology annotation, cellular component: cytoplasm; membrane. Lineage: Eukaryota; Metazoa; Chordata; Mammalia; Didelphimorphia; Didelphidae.